Messenger RNA from Mobula hypostoma (lesser devil ray), 4668 nucleotides. It is a transcript of the gene cog2, whose product is annotated as component of oligomeric golgi complex 2. Gene Ontology annotation, cellular component: membrane; COG complex. Bases 330 to 2540 code for a protein of 736 amino acids. NCBI's taxonomy places the organism in Eukaryota, Metazoa, Chordata, Chondrichthyes, Myliobatiformes, Myliobatidae. The record is from RefSeq and is a predicted model, not a curated record. The transcript has 18 exons. Gene Ontology annotation, biological process: protein transport; Golgi organization; intra-Golgi vesicle-mediated transport.
GCCGUGGCCCCGACCCUGGUCAAUGGGCGUGCCUGGGUCGGGGGUGGUGGUGGCGGUGGCCCGGGCCUAGGCACUGGCAGCACGGGUGCCGCCUCCUCCCAUCAGACCACAGCAGCCUCGGCCAACAACUAGCACCAACUCUGGCUUUAAUCCCGUCAACUGCUCUUCUCCCCGGCCCAGAUCAACACUCGGCAGCAUCGAUGGGCUCUCAGUUUAAAGAAACAACACAGAAUUCCUUCAGUUCCCUGCACUGGAAUCUCGGCUAGAGUCUAUCAUACACAGCAGAAAACAGUCGGGCAGGCAGCCUACGUGGAAGGAGAAACGUGUUAAUGCUUCAGGCUGAAAACACUGGAAAAGAGUGGGGAAAUGAGUCCGAAGCUGCAGUAAAGGAUAAUUUUGAUGUGGAUCAUUUUGUGUCUGAAUGUAGAAAACAUGUCCAAUUGGAGACACUUCGGGAUGAUUUGGAACUUUAUUACAAGCUUUUGAAAACUGCUAUGGUUGAACUGAUAAAUAAAGAUUAUGCAGACUUUGUCAACCUUUCCACCAACCUGGUUGGUAUGGACAAAGCCUUGAAUCAUCUGACAGUACCACUGGGUCAAUUGAAAGAAGAGGUGAUGAGCCUGAAGCUGGCAGUUAGUGAAGGGAUUCAAGCAAUAGAUGACCGUUUGGCAAAAGAAGAUGAUAUCAGAAAGAAAAAAAUGUGUGUGUUAAGACUGCUUCAAGUAAUACGAUCAGUUGAGAAAAUUGAAAAGAUCCUCCACUCUCAGUCAUCCAAAGACAUUUCUCCCUUGGAAACAAGUAGUGCACCCUUAGCUGGUCAGAUGCUGGAAAGGAUCGGUACAGAGUUUAACCAGUUACAUUUUCAUGCAGUACAAAGCAAGGGAAUGCCUCUUUUGGACAAAGUGAGACCUCGAAUAGCUGGGAUCACAGCUAUGCUUCAGCAGUCUCUGGAAGGACUACUAUUGGAAGGUCUGCAGACUGCCAAUGUUGAGAUUGUUCGUCCCUGUCUACGGACCUAUGCCACCAUAGAUAAAACGAAGGAUGCAGAAGCACUUAUUGGCCAAGUACUUGUGAAACCAUAUGUGGAGGAGGUAAUCAGUGAAGAAUUUGUGCAAUCUCCGGCAAAUGGUCUUAAAAAGAUGUAUAGCAAACUGCUGGACUUCAUUCCCAACCAUUGUCGCCUCCUCCAGGUGGUGACUGGAGGAGCAAUAACUGGUGAUAAGAACAAAGUGAUUCCAGGAUAUGAUUUUACAGUGAAUUCUGUCUGGCCAGAAAUGGUGCGAGGUUUAGAGGAAAAAUUGCCAUCAUUAUUUAACCCCGGCGAUCCAGACACAUUCCAUGAGAAAUACACAAUUACAAUGGAGUUUAUUAGAAAAUUUGAGUGGCAGUGUGCAUCUCAAGCAAGUGUUAAAAGACUACGUUCACACUCAGCAUACCAAAGUUUCCAUGGCAAAUGGAACCUGUCUGUCUAUUAUCAGAUCCGAUUCAAAGAAAUUGCAGGAAAUUUGGAGGCGGCUUUGUCUGAAGGUUUGAAGGAAGCACCAGAUGGAAGCGAUUUCAGGCUUCAGGUUACUUGCAUUUUGUGGCAGAACCUUAUGAAAUGCUGGGAUGAUGGUAUCUACCUUCCUCCACUGGCUCACCGUUUCUGGAAACUGACACUGCAAUUGCUAGCACGUUACGUUAAGUGGGUGGACGAGUUGAAAACUGCAUCAUCAGACAAGGACCUUACUCACCAUGGGAUCAAACCUAUGCCAACCUUUAGCAACAGUGUGUCAUCCUCUUCGAAUGGAAGUGGUGAGGAGCUGGGAAAUGGGCAAGCUGCUGAUGUGAAAACUGUUCCACCUCUCUCUGUGAAUCAACUUGUAUACCUUGUUGCUGAUUUGGACAAGGUUGAAGAGCAGCUUCCUGGCCUUUUAGAUCUGAUUAACCCAAGACUAGAAAAUAUAGGGUUUCAGAAUUUCCCUCUCAUUUCUGAGGCACUGGCAGACUCUCAGACUUCUGUGAAAAACACUAUACCUGCAUUAAGUGAUAAGAUUGUUGAGGAAGUGAGCGAAGCCUGUUUCAGUUAUCUUAAAAAUGCUUCAGAAGUUCCCCGGCUCUACCGGAGGACUAACAAGGAAGUGCCCACCAAGGCUUCCCUGUAUGUAGAGAAUGCUUUGAAACCUCUGUACAACCUUCAGAGUCAAUAUAAAAGUGUCGUAAAAGAAAACAGGAUACAGGAGUGGUUAUCGUGUGCUCUUAGAAUUAGCACGGAAAGGUAUUAUGAAACGGUUUCUGAUGUCCUAAGCUCUGUUAAAAAGAUGGAGGAGAGUCUCAAACGACUGAAGCAAGCAAGAAAAUCUGCAGCUCCAAGCAACAUGGGAACAAACAGUGGCAUCAGUGACGAUAACAAAAUCAGGUUGCAACUUGCUCUGGAUGUCGAGUACCUGUGGGAUCAAGUGCAGAAACUGGGCUUGCAGAUGUCAUCCUUCACACAGUUUGCAGCUCUGCUGGAUGUAGUUCAAGCUGCGAAAGCUAUGGCUACAGUGGAGCCUGUCUGACAGACUGCCAAAGCCAGGAGGAAACAACAACUUCACCAUCCAGUGCAACUUCAUAACAAAUGGUUCUUUGGACCUGCUGCCUUACUACCACAGUUUACACCUCUAAUUCACACCGUGGGCAUGUUUUAAUCUCCCCUCUCCCCCCCCCCAAAGUCAGAGCUGUGGUAAAAUAUUCAUGAAGGUGGACUGCAGCUUGUAAAUCUCUGAAGAAUGCUUGUGGAGUUACUGAAUGAUAAUUCUUUCUUGUACUUGUAAGUAUCUGGAGAUCUGGACAACAUGUUGAGGAUACAUUGUCUGCAUCAGGCGAGUGCAAUUUUUUAUUUUCACACAUUAUAAAUGUGAUUGGAAUCAAAUCACCAAACACGAGAACUGUGGUUAUUUUACCAAGAGUUGAGAAAAAUGUAAAGCAUAAUUGUAAUUUCUGCUAUAUCAGUGAUUUACCAACAUAUUUAAAUAAAUUAACAAGGAAAUCUGGAGCAAUUUCUUGUCUGAGUAAUGGUUUAAUGCCAAACGUGGCUGAGCCAUAUAGUAGAUAGGUAUUUGAAAUACUGAGGUGUUAUUAAGGGAAGCUACACUCAGUGGCCACUUUAUUAGUCCUAAUAAACACCAUGUUCAUGGUGUUCUGCCUCUGCAGUGCAUCCACUUUAAGAUUUGACAUGUUAUACAUUUGAUAUGCUCUUCUGCACAUCGCUGUCAUAAUGCAUGAUUAUUUGAGUUACUGUCACCUUCCUGUCAGCUGGAACCAGUCUGGUCAUUCCUCUGACCUCUCAUUAACAAGGUAUUUUCACCCACAGAACUGCUGCUCACUGGAUGCUUUUCGUUUCUGCACCAUUCUCUGUAAGCUCUAGAGAGCGUUGUGCAUGAAAUUCCCAGGAGAUCACAGUUUCUGAGAUACACAAAUCACCCCGUCUGGCAUCAAAAAUCACUCCAUGAUCAUAGUCACCUAGAUCACAUUUCUUCCUCCAUCUGAUGUUUGGUCUGAACAACGACUGAACCUCUUGACCAUGUCUGCUUGUUUUUGUGCAUUGAGUUGCUGCCACAUGAUUAGCUGUUUAGAUAAUUUCAUUAACAAGCAGAUGUACCUAAUCAAGUCAAGUCUUUUAUUGUCAUUUUAUUAUGUACAUGUAGGUUUCAAUAGGUACAUUUAAUGUCAGAAAAAUGUAAAUAAUAUACAACCUGAAAUUCUUUUUUGCAUAUAUAAUGUAUAUAGAAGUGAGACAACAUUUCUUCAGACCAGGAUUUAAAGCAUAACACAACUUAUGAAGAUGAGGAUAAAAUCUACAGAUGGAUCACACAUAAAGAACUAAAGUGUAUUAAUAAUAAAUUUUGUAAGCUACAGAACAGAUUAAGAAAAAAAUGCAUUGAGUAUAUGCUAUGUAAUUCUAGCUAAUAUUAAAAACAGAUACUAUAUAACUGGAAUCAUCUGGAAGGGAAGGUUUUGAAACUGGGGUUGGUAGCAACUAAAAAUUGCAGGCUGCCCCUGGUGGAGUUAGCCCAAAGCUGUCCUAGUCACAGGGUGAAUUAUGUAUAACUCUGAGCCAUCCAGUCCCUAUGUUCUGACUCUUAUGGGGCCUACCAAGCAGCAAUGGAGGUACAGAGGUCACAGGCAGUAUGACACUUAGUACUGUCAGCUAUAAGGUGGCAAAGCUCAGCCACUUCGGGGACCCAACUAUCUGAUGGGUCAAGCUCCCUGUUAUAGCAAACUGAAACAACCAAUGUCUAUUGGUUAGCUGACACAGAUUCCCAAGCUGACUUUCACUGAUUGGUCUUUUACUAUCAAUAUCUUGAAUAUUCUUGGGUAAACUAUUUAAAUAGCUAUUCUUUGGGAUGUAAUGUUGAAUUCUGAGAUUUUUGUAGUUGUGUGGUUUUAAUGAAUAAAGUUUGAUUUUGAGUUCCGGCUUUGUCUAUCUCCUGGCUUUGGGUCUCAGUAGUUAUAGGCGAGCGAACACAACAAAUUGGCGAUGAGGUCCUGUGUUAUAUUGACAUGGCAAUUUCAGCAGAAGAUUUGCACGCAAUUCGGCAACAGCAGUAAGCUCAAUUUGAGCUGGCCUAGCUGAAGUUUAACCAGCUUGACCGGGUUAUUGGUGAGUCUGGAAUUCAAAUGAGUCAGUUGUUGCGUCCAUUCCCU